Molecule: messenger RNA, 1341 nt
Organism: Penicillium cataractarum
Lineage: Eukaryota; Fungi; Ascomycota; Eurotiomycetes; Eurotiales; Aspergillaceae
Product: arylsulfatase
Exons: 1
Coding region: 1-1341 (446 amino acids)
Molecular function (GO): arylsulfatase activity
Source: RefSeq, a predicted model, not a curated record
AUGUCCAAUGAUCCUGCUCGACCCAAUAUCGUCCUCGUCCUUGCGGAUAACUUAGGAUGGGGAGAGUUGGGGUGCUAUGGUGGUGGUAUUCUUCGAGGGGCCGCAACUCCCCGUAUUGACAAGCUCGCAUCGGAGGGUCUUUUGUUGCAUAACUUCAAUGUCGAGAGCGAUUGUGUACCGACAAGAUCGGCCCUGAUGUCUGGACGACACCCGAUUCGCACCGGUUGCCGCCAGUCUGUUCCAGCAGGAUUCCCGCAAGGCCUGACAACAUGGGAGAAGACUCUUGCAGAGUGUCUCAAGACAAAUGAUUAUGCCACUGCCCACCAUGGAAAGUGGCAUCUUGGAGAUAUCGAGGGCCGGUAUCCAUCUGAUCGAGGCUUCGACGAAUGGUUCGGUAUCCCUAGGACAACGGACGAAACCCAGUUCACCUCCGCAAUCGGUUAUACCCCAGAGGUCGCCGAGCUUCCAUACAUAAUGGAGGGUAAAGCGGGUGAAAAAUCCAAGAACGUCCAGAUCUAUGACUUAGAAAGCCGAAGGCUAAUCGAUGAGAUGCUCGUUGCGAGAUCAAAAGACUGGCUCACCAGAAAGGUCCAAGAACAAAAGCCAUUCUUCCUCUAUCAUCCACUUGUUCACCUUCAUUUUCCGACUCUACCCCACAACGAUUUCAAAGGAACUACAGGCCAAGGAGACUUUGCUGAUUCAAUGGCUGAAAUGGACUACCGGGUCGGGGAAAUUCUGGAUCAUAUUGAUGAACUCGGGGUCCAGGACAACACGGUGUUUAUCUUCGCAUCCGACAAUGGCCCAGAAUUCCGCGAGCCGUACCGCGGAACUGCAGGCCCAUGGUCAGGAACAUAUCAUACUGCUAUGGAAGGCAGCCUACGCGUGCCAUUUAUCAUUCGAUGGCCCGGGCAGGUCCCCCAGGGGACAACGUCCAAUGAGAUUGUUCAUGUCACCGACAUAUUUUCGACACUUCUUUCCAUUGCUGGGUCAGAGGUCCCAUCCGAUCGGCCAAUUGACGGAGUGGACCAAACGACAUUCUUCCGGGACCCUGUAGGAACAAAGUCCCCAAGGACAGGAUUUCUGUUUUACAUCAAAGAAGAACUGCGUGCUAUCAAAUGGAAGGACUGGAAAUUACACCUUGUGUGGGAGCCAAAGGUAAACCAAUCUUCUGGGCGUCUUGAGAGUCCUUAUCUAUUUAAUACUGUGCGAGACCCCAAGGAAGAGUCGGACAUCCUUGCUUUCAAUACCUGGGUUAUGCAGCCGAUGAUGAAACUCAAAACGGAGUUUGAACGAAGCCUCAAGUAUGACCCUGCUCCGCCGGACCCACUGAAACAAUGGUAG